Molecule: messenger RNA, 577 nt
Organism: Leptomonas pyrrhocoris
Lineage: Eukaryota; Euglenozoa; Kinetoplastea; Trypanosomatida; Trypanosomatidae
Exons: 1
Coding region: 110-577 (155 amino acids)
Source: RefSeq, a predicted model, not a curated record
AGAAGCCGGUCGACAGCCUUGUCGCUCCUCGCGCAAUACGCGUAAGCGCAUUUCUUCAUUGCUGCUUCUGUCAGUUGUUGCUCUUAGCUUCCUUUAUUAUCUCAUUGUAAUGCUGCAGCGCACCGGCGGCCUCCACCGCUACCGCACCGCCUGGCGAGAGCUGCUGCACCCGCUCCCCACUUGGGCUCGCAAAGCGCAGUGGCUGAAGCGGGACACCGUCGAAAUGAACGAGGCCGUGCUGCGUGAGCCGUACUACCGCAUCAAGGGCUACUCCCAGCCGGCCGCGUACACGGCGCCGCGUGUCAGCGACAGCGCGGUGCAGGAGCCGUCAACGCGUCAGAGCAGCGCAUUCGGCGUGCAGGAGCAGCUGCACCGGCCACGGCAGGCGCUGUCCCCAGCACGGCUGCAGGAGCUGCGAUCGCAACUGCAGUUUACGGCUGCAGCAGGACCGAUGCUGCGCAACUCAGCAGCGCCGGGUCCGGCCUUCUCGGACGAGUACGGGAACCGCCUUCGUCCGCGCUACCCGGAGUCGUGGGACUCGGUGCCGCCUCAUCAGCCCUCUCGCACGGAGGGCUAA